This is a messenger RNA of Coccinella septempunctata (seven-spotted ladybird), 512 nucleotides long. RefSeq names its product cytochrome b-c1 complex subunit 7-like. The record is from RefSeq and is a predicted model, not a curated record. Bases 108 to 443 code for a protein of 111 amino acids. The transcript has a single exon. Gene Ontology annotation, biological process: mitochondrial electron transport, ubiquinol to cytochrome c. NCBI's taxonomy places the organism in Eukaryota, Metazoa, Arthropoda, Insecta, Coleoptera, Coccinellidae.
UGUCAUAUGUCAAAAUUGUAAAAUCGAAGAGAGCGACGUUUCCUGAAAGGGUCUUGUACCAAUUUCUAUUACGUAAAGGGUAGAAAAUUAGAAAAUAUACAUUAAAAAUGUCCCUUGUUUACGUACAAAAACGUUUCAUGAGCAGUGCUCUUCAAAAGUUCGUGUACAACAUGUCUGGGUUCAAUAAAUACGGUUUAAUGAGGGAUGAUAUUUUGGAUGAAUCCAGGAAGGAUGUACAGGAGGCACUCAAGAGAUUGGAUGAAAAAACCAUCGACGAAAGAAAUUAUCGUUUGAUCAGAGCUGCUCAGUUGUCCCUCCAGAAGAUUGUCCUGCCAAAAGAUCAAUGGACAAAGUUUGAAGAAGAUAAAAUGUACCUCACACCACUUAUCAAACAGAUCCGAAAAGAAUGGGAGGAGAUGGAGGAAUGGAACAAGAAAUACUAAUUGAAUAAAUAGGUAGUACGAUGUAAAUAAAUUCUAGGAUUCUGAUUAAAUAUUAGAUCACUAAAAAAA